AAGGCCCUCGUCGUUCAAACUUUCGAGAGAAAGCAGUCGCUCCCCUAUCCAUCUCCUCCUCAAGGUUCAAUCAUAAUGGAUAGCCAGAUUAAGUUUGCUGUGGCGGUAAAAAUUAUGAGAAGGACCGGUUCCCGAGGUCAAUUGACUCAAGCGCGAGUCAAAUUUUUGGAUGACCAGAACCGAUUUAUCAUGAGGAACGUGAAGGGACCAGUUCGUGAAGGAGAUAUUCUCACUUUGCUCGAGUCUGAGUGGGAAGCUAGGAGGCUUCGUUAAUCGGUUUUUUU
This is a messenger RNA of Hibiscus syriacus, 284 nucleotides long. Its product is annotated as 40S ribosomal protein S28-like. Gene Ontology annotation, molecular function: structural constituent of ribosome. Gene Ontology annotation, cellular component: ribosome; cytosolic small ribosomal subunit. The record is from RefSeq and is a predicted model, not a curated record. The transcript has a single exon. Lineage: Eukaryota; Viridiplantae; Streptophyta; Magnoliopsida; Malvales; Malvaceae. Gene Ontology annotation, biological process: maturation of SSU-rRNA; ribosomal small subunit assembly; translation. The coding region runs from base 76 to 273 and encodes 65 amino acids.